AUGGACCCGAGAGCCGGAAGACGUCGUAACUUCCAUGACAGUAAUGUUGCCAAAGGCGUUGUUGCGGUCAAUGGUCGUGACACAACCGGUGUCAAGUUUGUCUACGAGUCUCUUUUCCCAGCGUCCGUGUUACUUUGUUUUUCAGUAUUUUUGAAGGACGGGCAACUUGCAGAUGGCCGCAAAACCGUGCAACCCCGUCCUUCAGAGGAGGAGGCUUCCUACUUCCUGAUGCCAUACUCAGAGUGGGCCCCUGAACGGUUUAGAGGCAGUAUUCGCUCUGAAAGUGUUGUCAAUCACUCCUUGAUGAUCUUGAGUGGCCUGGAUAAUUUCCUGCUCGGGAGUUGGGAGAUUGAUAAGGAAACUCAUUUCAUGAAAAGCCGGGCUCUUCUCGGGAUGGUACCCAUUUCGGAUCGGCGCUGGGCCCAACAGCGACUGGAUGACCCUGCAAACUUCCCUAGGGCAUGCCAGCAUAUUGCGAAUGUGGUCAACGUCUUUACAUACAUGAACCAGGAGCCUUUCAAAUCGAUGGCCCGAACUUCGUACAACAAAAUCUGGGAUCACAUCAAGCACUUCGAGACUGCGCUCAACGCAAAACAAGCAGCCGAGCACCAGCCACAUGUGCGUAUCAUGCCUCUUUGGGAUGAAUACAUAAAGACACAUUUCGAUUUUGCCGCAGCCAGAUCGCAUGCUUGGAUUCUCAAGCGUGUAGAGAAACUCCAAGAGGUCAUCGUCGCACGUAUGGGCGCAGCCACUCAUGAUCUGGGGCCAACGAGCUAUAGCGAUGAGCAGAUAGCAAUUGGCGAUGAUAUGCAGGACAUCUCAGAGAUACUAGUCCAGGCUGAUGUUGCAUGUAGAAUAUCCACGGAUGGUUUCAAGAGCGAAUGGAUUCCGCUCAACUCCCCUUCCCUGCCAAGGAGCAACUGGACUGGCUACAAUGGGCAAACUGCCCUCUCAACGGCAGCCCUUCCCAACGAUCUGGAGUCUCUCAAGACGGUCUAUGGUUUUCGAAUGAGGUGGUUGAACCGAGUCAAGAUGAUGGAGCAGACCAUGCUGCCAGGCCCGUGGAGAGGCGGCACAAGCGCUCCUUCGGACAUGAUGUUUUCGAUGCAGCAGCAGCUUGAGGCUUACCGAGACGCCCGGAUGGAGCUCCGUGGGGAGCCGGCACCACUGAGGAUGGAGCAUUGGGUUGCAAAGAUCAAAGCGAAGAUUGAUGAUGGGGCUGAUCAAGCAUGGGGCUUUGUUGGGUAUCGCUUAUCCUACCGACACAGCCCGGAACAAUGGAAAAACUUCCUUGAUGCAUUCAAAAAGGAUGUGCAACCAUGGGAACACGGUUCGACUGGCGCUCUGUGGAUCAAGAGACUCUGUAGGAUGCGCUGGCUUGAUGGACAGGAGUUAGGGAUUCCGGAUGGAGAUGUGGAGGCAGCUCGACGGCAUUUCGAGACCUAUCGCAAAUCAUCAGCUUGGAUCAACGGACUCGCCCCGUCGAUGUUCCUCGUUGCUGACGAUUCUUCAAUCGAGUCGUAUCUGAAUGGCGGCGUUGAUUUCCUGGAACCCGGGAACACCGGUGGCUUCGUUCUGCUUACAGAAGCACAGCCCGCCCGCUCGGAGGAUCGCGGCAAUACAGAUUCUGAUUUCGAUGGGACUGUUCGCGUUUUGGGCUCUCUAUUGUGGGAUGAUGUGUAUGCAGGAAUGUCGGUGAUGGCCCUCACACCAGAGGAUCUUUGGAUGAUGGCCAGAUUGCAUCCUCUGCAACUUUACAUUGGUCCCCUAUCGAAAAGUCAGAAGCAACUGUUCCGAAGUUUUAACUGGAUCAGAAGUCAUUGUCUUAGUACGGCUCUGACAUGGACAGCCAGCAAGAAUGCCUGA
Messenger RNA from Neoarthrinium moseri, 1866 nucleotides. RefSeq lists its product as uncharacterized. The record is from RefSeq and is a predicted model, not a curated record. Bases 1 to 1866 code for a protein of 621 amino acids. NCBI's taxonomy places the organism in Eukaryota, Fungi, Ascomycota, Sordariomycetes, Amphisphaeriales, Apiosporaceae. The transcript is spliced from 3 exons.